AUGAUUUUAACAGUAAGUGAUGAUCCGGAAUUUCAAAUCUGUCAUGAAGUAAUUGUGGACAACGAUGCAACACUUUCUACUUUUCUCAAUGAAUGUGUGAAUAAUAUGAAAGAUUAUCGUAAUAUUUCACUUACAGAUCUUUUGGUUGUAAUAAAUGGAAAGAAGAUUAUUCCUGGAAAUAAAAAUUUAAAUGAAAAACUUUUGAAUCUUGGUUUUUCGAAUGCAGAUUUAGUUCUUGUCCAGAAAAAGCCUUCACAUCUCGUACCAAGUACUUCAAAACAAAAUGAUCGAACAAAUAUUAUAGCGGAUUUGGUGAAAGCAAUAAAAGUUCCAAGUCAUUCCAAAUUGAAUCCAAAUCAAGUGAUUGCUAGAAAACAUAAUUUACUUGAAUCAGAUAUUGCUGCUCAUAGUGGUAUGAGAAUUUUGGCUCAGAAACUGAGCAGAAAUGGCCUCGAUUAUACUUCGCUCCCAUGCCUUGUGUAUGUAAAUGUAAUCCUUGUUUUCAUGGCUCAGUUUCUGUACUCUUCUUCUCUUAUACUCUUCUUCCAUUAUAAAAAUGAAGUCCUGACCGAACUCACUUUUGCAAAAAGUAGAGCCCUGUUGGUUAUUGGAGCCAACCAAAUCAAAUGGCGAAUGUUGCGACAAGAGGAAGAAGGGACUUAUAAUCAUGUUCAGAUCUGA
Messenger RNA from Dracunculus medinensis (Guinea worm), 681 nucleotides. Lineage: Eukaryota; Metazoa; Nematoda; Chromadorea; Rhabditida; Dracunculidae. The record is from the annotation of a GenBank genome assembly.